Molecule: messenger RNA, 3747 nt
Organism: Hemicordylus capensis (graceful crag lizard)
Lineage: Eukaryota; Metazoa; Chordata; Lepidosauria; Squamata; Cordylidae
Gene: MSS51
Product: MSS51 mitochondrial translational activator
Exons: 7
Coding region: 120-1472 (450 amino acids)
Source: RefSeq, a predicted model, not a curated record
CCAAGGUCUCACACACAGUCCAGUUGGGAGCAGAGAGCAACCCAGAAGCAUUCAAGAGGCAGUUGUUGUCCAGGGGAGCAGAAGAAGAAAGGGUGCCGGGCAGAUCAUUCCACCAAGAGAUGGCUCACAGGAACAAAGCUACAGCUGCUAAAGCCAACCGCUCCAGAAGGGAUCCCAAGGAGAAGCCCAUUGUUACAGGACCCAAUAUGGACUCUCUGGGUUUCCUGGCUAUGGACAGCAACGUCCCAGGCCUGUCACAGGUUAUCCUUCAAAAACUCAACAUGACAAGCUAUGAUGAAUACAGGUCUGCCAUGGAGGGCACCAAAGUGGGUGCAGAUUUCGGCAUCCGGUCAUACUUCGAGAUGUUUCAGAAAAUGGAGGACACAUUCAAAUUCUGUGUGGAAUGUAAGAAACUUCCGGAAUCCCUGCCUGAUCCUAAGAGCCUACGGCGGUGCAAAAGGUGCCAGAACAUCUACUACUGCGGCUCUGAGUGCCAGCGGGCCAACUGGCCCAACCACAAAAAGUUCUGCAAGAAGCUGAAGUUGGCGGCCCUUGACCGACUGGUGGAAUGGCUUGUCUUCACAGGGGACAUCCCUUUCCCCACAGGGCCCUGGACGAAACGCAUCCCGGAGGUGCGAGGCUGGGAAGAGUGGUUCUCGAUGCAAGAGGACCUGGAUGCCAAGCUGAGCUCCAUCAUGACGGGCCGCUACAUGACUAUCCUCUGGGCCAAUGCAGGGAAGCCCAAACCGGAGGAGCCGGAGCUGCUGGAGUCCGUCAGGCGGGUGGCCACGGACUUCCUCUCCCGGCCAGCCACGAUCGGCCUGGGGCUGCAUGCCUUUGGGGUCGACCCCUACGCCAAGCCCAUCACCGUCCACGUGGUUGGGGCGUCCCACGUGGAGACCCUCAACGCUCGGGUGACGGAUUAUGACGAGCUGAACCGCAUGACCCCCAAGCACCAGGGCAUUGAGGUGGUGAUGGUGGGGGUCGAUGUGGUUGGUGGGCCCAUCAUGAGGCCUCCGCUGGCAGCCUUUGGGCCCCGGGAAAGGGUCUACCUCAGCAGCUACAAGGGCCUCUAUCAUGACUUCUGGGAGUCGCAAGUGGAGACGCUGGAGGCUGCCCGGCCGGACCUCGUGGUGGGAUUCCAUCCAGGGUUCCACGCCUGUCACGACCUGAUGGAAAGCUGGCUGCCCACCCUGCUACUCCUCCGAGACUAUAAGAUCCCCUCACUUUUCACUAUGUACAGCGAACAGGAAAUGAAGCACUCCCUGAAGAUCUUGAUGGAGUUGGAGACGCAGAUCACUGGCUGUGGGGCCAACCCCUUUGCCUCCCUCAAGCCGGAGCAGGCCUAUUCCAACCCCAACAAGCCCCCCGUCUACUGCAACUCCCACUACCUGAUGUUCUGCGGGUUGUCCGGCCCACCAGAGGAGCCGGGCAUAGGAGAGCUGGAAGAAGAAGAGGAAAGGGAUCCUUAGUAGGGGAGCCUAGCAGAGAGUUGUGCCUUCGGCACCCGAGGCACAGGCUUUGUCGUCUCACAUUCAAUGACUGUUUCCAGUUAUGUCUAGUGGCCCAUAAAAUGUUAGCAUUCGAAGGAACAUCAGAGGCCAUCUAGUCCACCCCCCCUGCUCAGUGCAGGAAUCUGCUGCAGCUCGCCUGACAGAUGUCUGUCCAGCCUUUGUCUGAAAGCCUCUAAAGUCCUGUGUGUGCUCUUUCUAAAAGCGGCCUCUGUCCUUCCUGUGGCCGAGUGGCGGGCGUGCCAGCCCAGAGCCAGCCCAACUGGCCAAUCCUGGAAUCUGGCAGACACCAGCCCAGUUGACUGCUAUACAGCCCAAUGGGACGUUAUGCUGUGGGAGAAGCUAUAGGUUGCAAUCCAUGCCCUUAUGGUACUUGAGUUCAUGGGGUAGAGUGGGUCGCCUGCUGACAGACACACGCAGAAGGUUGGUUCACUUGUGUAUGGAGAGGAAGGAUGGUGUUCACCAAUCCCCUCCCCGUCCUUCUACUGCCUCGAAUGCCCCCUCUCCAAAUAUGUCCUUGAAGGUCUUCCAACUCUCAGGACCAUAUUUCCAGGGGGCAGGGUGAUGGUCCAGAUCAGUUGAACAUCUCACUGCAAUUAGUACGUGCCUGUCAUCUCUCAAACCUGGUGGCUUCUGGGAUCCCGUUCCAGGGUGGGAAAAUGUUUCCCCUUGUUCAUGCACAAUGUCUUUUUUUUGGGGGGGGGGGAAUUAAAACCUGAUAAAACAUUCAAUGCAUUAACCAGCAAGGGGUCCAAAGAUGACCACAACCCAUCUGUUAGAAGGGCAGAACGUAUGUAUAGACUCAGAGGCGUAACUAGGGAAAACGGCGCCCGGGGCAAGCACUGAAAUGGCGCCCCCCCCGCCGCCCCCCCAACAUACUACAUUAUACUUAGGUUUUUCCUCACAAGCGCCCGCCGCCAAGCCAGGCCACUGACUGGCCACCAGGCGCCAGCAAAGCAAUGGGGGGGGGGCACAGGCGGCGCGGAAGGGACCGCUCGUGGGGAAGGGGGCACCGACGCGCUCCCUUGACUGCUGCAGCGCUGCUGCACUGAGCAGGAAACAUUUGUAUUAACAAAAAAUGUAAAAAAAAUUUAAAAAAAUUUGGUCAUGGUGGCACCCCCCACGUGACCAGAAAAGAUGGCGCCCAGGGCACGUGCCCCCCCUGCCCCCCCUAUAGUUACGCCUCUGUAUAGACUUCUUAUUUUCACCCGUUCUGUUUGUCAUCGCUGACCUGGUCCUUAUUCAGCCUGUGGUAGCGAGUUCCAUAGAUCAAUGAUGCAAUGUGUGAAAAAGUGCUUCCUGGUCUGGGCCCUAAACCUCCUGGUCACCAGUUUCAUGGGAUGACCCCUGGUUCUAGUGCUGUGAGAGAGGGAGAAAAAUUUCUCUCAGAUUUUGGUAGACUUUGGAUAUGUUUCUUGGGAUACCUUCCUGUUGUUUUUUUUAAAAUCCCAAACCAAUUUCAUUUUUAUUACAAUUAGUUUUGACGUUUAACCAUGAAACGACUGGCCUAUAACUACUGCAGAGACGCCCAGCUUUGGAUCUCCUGCAGAUGCUGGACAGGGCAAAGAGGCCCCUUUUAACGUGGCGAUUCUCUUUAUUUAGCAGGGGGAGAGUAACUGGCCCUAUCCAUCCCCAGCACAGGACCUCCAGUGACUGUUGCUGGUGUCUGACUUAUGUUUCUUUUUAGAUUGUGAGCUCUUCAGGGACAGGGGACCAUCUCAUUUAUUUAUGUAUUAUUUCUCUAUGUAAACCGCCCUGAGCCAUUUUUGGAAGGGCGGUAUAGAAAUUGAAUUAAUAAUAAUAAUAAUAAUAAUAAUAAUAACAACAACAACAACAACAACUCCCAUCGUCUCUAUUGACCAUCGUGGCUGGGGAUGAUGGGAGUUGUAGUCUAACAACAUCUGGGGACCCAUGUUUGUGAACCCCUUUCUCUGGCAGAGGCUACCCUGGCAGAAGGAACGAACAAGUCAAAGAUGGUUGCCUGGCCCACAUGGCUACUCCGCCCGCAUGAAGCCAUGCCCACAAGCACAGACACUCUUUCCAGGUCAUCUUGCCUUUAUCGCUCCAUGUUAAAAAAGAAAACAACAACCAUACAGCACUGCUGCUACACAAAUCACAAAUUAUCUACAGGCGAUUUCCCUCACGCACCCUCCAUUUUGCCCUCUGCUGAGCCUGUGUGCAGGCAAAAUGCUUGCACUCUAGGUCGCUUUCCAGAUUAAACCCGACAACAGUGUCA